Messenger RNA from Solea senegalensis (Senegalese sole), 3766 nucleotides. RefSeq names its product family with sequence similarity 83 member B (gene sack1b). Gene Ontology annotation, cellular component: cytoplasm; membrane. Bases 379 to 3099 code for a protein of 906 amino acids. The record is from RefSeq and is a predicted model, not a curated record. Gene Ontology annotation, biological process: epidermal growth factor receptor signaling pathway. Lineage: Eukaryota; Metazoa; Chordata; Actinopteri; Pleuronectiformes; Soleidae. The transcript is spliced from 5 exons.
UCAGACUUCAGAUAUCUAUUCAAAUGUUUUUGACAUUCAAAUCUUUCGACUGUUGUGUAGUUUUCAAAGCUACAUUUUCUACAACUUCACACAAACUUUCCCUGGCUGGUUCACAGCUAUGUUUCUCUUCAACCACAGUAAACUUGUUUUUCUGCUCUCGCCUUCUCAUGUGGCUGAACACUUGGACAUACUGUACAUUGAUUAGUAGCACCUUUACUAAAGUGCAUGGCUUGGAUAUUUAAAUGAAAACUUGUUUCUGCCUGACUGCCUUGCUCUCACCUUGUAAGGUUGGCCGGGUGUCAUUUACCUUCACCUUUUCUUGCCACUCCUCAUGUGAAGUAAAAACACUUCAAAACAGGUGGUAAACAGUCUGGAGAUAUGGAGUCUUCAGAAUUCUCCAUGCUGUCAUCCUUGAGGGGAGAGUUUAAAUCAGAGGAUUAUAUUCAGCCCCACUACAAAGAGUCUUAUCGUCUGGCAAUUGAUCGCCUUGUGAGCGACGGCAGAGACAGUUACCUGGAAUUCCUCAAGGGAGAACGCAUCGGGAGCUUCCUUUCAGAAGAGGAGCUUCUCUUCAUUACUUCAAAUGCACAACAACCCCCACCUCAAACGUACACAGAGGAGAUCGUUGCUCCAUCAGAUGGCCCGUCCUCCUCAGGCACCUACUGGCCCAUGCACUCAGAUGUGGAGACACCGGAUUUGGAUUUAGGGUGGCCUGACUUCCCUCAUGACCAACUACAGACUAAUAUAGAUCUGCUCUUUCAUCCACCAAGACAAAACACCCCCAGCAUCAAAGAGGUGAUCCGGAAACUCAUUCAGGAAGCAAGACAGGUCAUUGCCAUUGUGAUGGACAUGUUCACUGACGUCGAUAUAUUCAAAGAAGUCGUUGAUGCCUCUGCACGAGGUGUGCCGGUCUACGUGCUUCUGGAUCAUUCUCAUUUGAAAGGUUUCCUCUCAAUGGCUGAAAACCAUGAUGUGAAGAUUCAACAACUCAGGAACAUGAGGGUGCGCACUGUGAAGGGUCAUGAUUACCUCUGUCGAUCAGGAGCCAAAUUUCACGGGGAAAUGGGGCAGAAGUUUCUUUUAGUCGACUGCCACACAGCAAUUUAUGGCUCAUACAGCUUCACUUGGUCCUUUGAGAAGAUCAAUCUGAGCAUGGUGCAGGUCAUCAAAGGCCAUCUGGUGAAGCUGUAUGAUGAGGAGUUUCGGACACUCUAUGCCCGGUCGACUGUGCCAGCAGAACUGUGUCCUCCAGAGGGCUUGUCGCAACGCAACGGGCUAUACGGGCAACAGAAUCUGCCAAUGGGUCAUUCUGGACAGAAGAUUGAGCGCAGGGACCUGUUGCGGCACACGCUUGACACAGUCUAUCGGAAGACCUGUGAGAGGAAACUGGGUAUGAGAAACCUUGAAGAGAGGCUCCUUGAAGAGGAACCUCAUGACUUCGGGCCCUUAAUCGAGAAUGGGAUUGGUGUCCAGAACCAGAUAUCCCAGUUUCAGUCUGCGGAGGCAAUGAAUCUUUUGAAAAGACACAGUUAUGCAGGGGAGAGACAAGAUCCAUACAUGCCGGAAAACAUCAGGCCCAGAGCAAGCCAGUGGAAUAUCUCCAGAGACACAGGAAAUGGUACAAACAACUAUGCCAUGAACAAUUAUUUACAUGUACCACAGACAUACAGAGGUGACCAAGUGAAUCCGUCCAUCCAGAAAAAUGUGCCCACACUGGAGAAUACGUCAAAGUCAUAUAUGCGUACAUUGCGGAUCGAGUCUUACCUCAAAAACCCAGAUGUCCCAUUUGGAGACUCUAGUGACUAUUUAGACCAGUUUGAGGCGAUGGACAAAGCACAGGGAAGAACAAGGUCUUCAUUUGUUUUCAGGUCCAACAUAGCAGACCAAAUGGAGCCGAAUAGACACAUGAACAGCACAAAUAUUGUCUCCUCAGCAGCACCAAACACACCUAUGCACUACACGUCAAUGCAGUGGAAUCCUACGGCGGGAGGAGACAAUAGAAUGAAUGACGAGUUCAUGAUGAAGAGACAAAGUUUGCAGAUUCUGGACGACAAUCGCUAUAAUGCAUGCUUUAGUCCGGGGAAAAACUCGUACCCAGCUGUUUAUGCCAGCUUAGGCAGAAAUAAAGGUGGACACAUGCUCACAAACCCUGACAUCCUGGCAGAUGGUUGGCACAAACGACACAGCUUGGCUGAUCCAAGAUCCAGCACAGAGUGCACACAUGACAACCCCGGUCACAUGUAUGGAGGUUUUCCAAGGAUGCAAGUAAAUAAGAGCACCAUGGGGUUAAAUGCACAGAAUGGGGCAUACAUAUCAAAUUUGAAUGAAGAACAAAGAUCUGUCUCUCACUAUGAUGUCAAGAAUAUCACAGGUACAAAGGGGCCCUGUAAUCCCAAUUGGCAAGAGCCACCAUCCAGAACUUUGUCUGCAGUGGCACUGGACAUGAAUAGGAAAGAUCUGACAGGUAAAUCCAACAGCAGGGAUCCUCAACAUUUUUCCCAGAGGAGUGCCACAAAAAUAACUUCCUUAUUGAACAUACCAGAGAAAAAAGAAGAUCUAGCCGCUGCCACAGACACACUAAGCCUCAAGUCAUGUGGUAGCACAGACACUAUAACAGCUGAGGACGAAACACCAGGUGGAGGAGGAAAACAUUAUCAAAACACCACCAACUUCGUCAGGUCCUCCUCAGAGCACCAGAGGAGCAGGCUGAAGGAUGACCAUAUAGACUCUUCAAAAACUCAGCUGACAACUGAGGAGCCCCGACAUACAAGGCAUCUUUCUCUCCCCAAAACGUCCAGACAGAAGAAACCCGCGGUUCUUGAAAAAAGUGCAAAGCCCAGCUUCGACGCAGACAGCUGGAAAAGAAACAAAGGACCGGAGACUCGUCUGUAUAGCAGAUUUGAGCCUUUCUGCUCAUUCGAAAAGAAAGCGCCAACGUACACACCACACACCACACACACUCAGGAGAAAAACAGAGGUCUACCGAAAGUCGAGGCAGCUACCGGUCACGGCUUCACCCGAACUGCACGAGGACACCAUGAAAAUAAGCUGGAGAAAUUCUUUCAAAGAGUGGGAAAUCUCAUACACAAGAACAAGUAGUCUACACAAGCCAGUCAUUAUAAAUACACACAUUGUUUCACUUGUAUUAUGUAUAGCUGUGUUUCCAUCAUGGAACCAUCAAGUACCUUUACAGUACCUGGUAGGGAGGACAUCCAGCAGCUGGUAACGAAAAAUGGAACGGUUGGGGCUAUUUUGGUAAUAUUACUUUUUCGGAAACACGCCGCAAGUGUUUACUUUGAAAAAAUGCUUUUUUUGCAAAAACUGUUUACAUUUUGAACUUUGCCUUCUUUUGUGCACUGAUUAAUGAACUACUUAAAAGGAAGAUAGAUUAUAUUUUAUAUGAAUACAUGCUGAAGACUUUUUUGUUAAUACGAGAAUCUUAAAUUGCCACUUUAAACUAUGUGAACUUCAUCUGCUGAAUCUGUCCAGACAAUACAUUUAAAUACUCUAGUAGUUGUGUGGAGAUGUCAAUAAUGUAUACAAUUUAUUGCUCUAAAUGUGGGUGUGUACACAUGCUGUUUUUUGUCAUCAGCAUCAUGUUUUUGGUAUGUCAUAGAUGUGUAAACUCACCAUUAAUCCACAUGAUGAAUAAUAUCCUUGACAUUUGUGUGUCAGUCAGUGUCACGUUUUCAUAACGAUAUGGGGGUUGCAAUGUUUUGGUAGAAUACAUGACGUGGUUAAUAAAUUUUUAUAUCUUUUUUUUUAA